Messenger RNA from Nicotiana tabacum (common tobacco), 1165 nucleotides. Lineage: Eukaryota; Viridiplantae; Streptophyta; Magnoliopsida; Solanales; Solanaceae. The record is from RefSeq and is a predicted model, not a curated record.
AACCCCAUAAAUGAGCCCAGAGCAUUUUGCAGGGCACCGAGGGCGAGCCUGAGCGAGUCCCAAAAAUGCCUUAAUGCUUUAGGGUUUUUGAUCGAUCAAUCUCCAUCGCCCGCUCUGUCACAUAUCCAGGCCCGAGGACUCAUCCCCUUGCCAUUUUAAAAUGCAAAUGCCUAAGCUUGAAGAUUCCUCGUCAUGGGGUAAAGGGAAAGUUCAAAAUAAAUCGAGCAUGGAUAUUGGGCUCACCGCUGCUGGACCAACUAUUGCGAAUACAUUUUCCAGUGAUGGAAGUUUGAUGCGGGAAUUUAUGCAUCAAAAGAAGGACUCGAGCAAUGUUAAUGAUUCUUCCAAGUCAAAGUUAGAAGGAAUCUUGCAAUCAAAACCAGAUCCACCAGUGUCCAAGAAUGCAAGUGAAGAUGCAACAACCAUCAAACCAGCUUUGACUUCAAAUAAGUUAGCUGCAAAAGUGCUGCAGCUUCGCAUGAAAGGGUUGCAUGACGAAGCAUACAAACUUUUGAACGAAGAAGAGGCUGCGAAAAUGAAGCAAAAUGCUGAUGAUGUGUCAAGCAGACAACCGAUUGAUAGGAGCACAAGAUAUGUUAUGCAUGCUCUAUCUGCUUGGCAAAAGAAGAAAAGCGAGGAUGCUGAUGUGCAUCUUGCUCAGAAGAUAGUGCAAAACAAACAGUACAGUGCAUAUUGUCAGGCUGAUGAAUAUGAUUAUGAUGAUGAGCCAAGGAGAAAGAUCCAGAAGAAAGCGGGUGUGGAGAAUCAUAAAUUAGCUGCCAUAAGUAAUCAUGCAAGGCACAUUUUGACUCAGCAGGAGAGAUGCCAAUUUUGCUUUGAGAAUCCAACAAGACCAAAGCACCUGGUGGUUACCAUCGCUAAUUUCACUUACUUAUCAUUGCCAAUGUGGCAGCCAAUUGUUCCUGGUCAUUGCUGCAUCUUGACUAUACAGCAUGAAUCAGCUACACGAUCUUUAGAUGAUAAUGUCUGGGAGGAGAUUCGGAACUUCAAGAAAUGCCUUGUUAUGAUGUUUGCAAAGCAGGAGAAGGAUCUUGUGUUUCUUGAAACUGUGAUGGGUUUGGCCCAGCAAAGGCGCCAUUGUUUGGUAGAAUGCAUUCCUUUGACCCGGCAAGUUGCAAAGCAGGCACCCCUGUUCUUUAAGAAG